Molecule: messenger RNA, 1269 nt
Organism: Aureobasidium melanogenum CBS 110374
Lineage: Eukaryota; Fungi; Ascomycota; Dothideomycetes; Dothideales; Saccotheciaceae
Product: putative 20S-pre-rRNA D-site endonuclease nob1
Exons: 1
Coding region: 1-1269 (422 amino acids)
Biological process (GO): ribosomal small subunit biogenesis; maturation of SSU-rRNA
Cellular component (GO): preribosome, small subunit precursor
Molecular function (GO): RNA endonuclease activity
Source: RefSeq, a predicted model, not a curated record
AUGGACUCGCAAAAGCCGGUACACACCAUUGUCCUGGAUACUGGUUCCAUCAUUCGCAACAACCCUACUGUAUCGACCCUUCUCGCCCAAUCCGAGCAAAUUGUCACCGUCCCCGCCAUCAUCACCGAGAUUAGAGAUGCUGCCACCCGCACCCGUGUCGAGACGCAACUUAUGCCCUUCUUGACCAUUCGCUCACCAACUCCUGCGAGUAUAAAGUUUGUCACCGACUUUGCCCGCAGGACUGGUGAUUUGGAUGUUCUUUCGAAGCCUGAUAUCCAGAUUGUCGCCCUGGCCUACGAGUUGGAAUGCGAACGCAAUGGUGGCGACUGGAGAUUGAGAAGAGCUCCUGGACAGAAGGGCAUGAACGGCAAGCCUCCAGUCAAGGAGGAAGUCAAGUCUGAGGAGAAGGAUGAGGCCAAGCAAGAGGAGGCUACAGAGAUCAAGCAGGAGGAGACCACCGAAGCUGUGCCCGAACAAACAACUACCGAUGCCUCUGUCCAGCAGAUUUCUGAAGAUCUAGCGCAGACAAAGAUCGAGGCAGUAAAAAACACCGCUCCAAAAGAGCCUGUCCCUGCUCAGGACUCUCAAACCGUCGAGACCCCUCAAGAGGAAGCCGACGAUUCGGGCGAAGACUCUGAUGGUGGCUGGAUUACACCCUCGAACCUCAAGAAGCACCAAGAAAAAGAUUCGGCAGGCAGCACCGAGAGCAUUCAAAACGUCCAAAGCGUCCUGCAAGUUGCAACCCUGACGACUGAUUUCGCCAUGCAAAACGUGCUUUUGCAAAUAAACCUCAACCUGCUCUCACCCACCAUGCAACGCGUCAAGCACCUCAAGACCUACAUUCUGCGCUGCCACGCCUGCUUCUGCACGACAAAAGAAAUGAGCAAGCAAUUCUGCCCCAGAUGCGGAAGCCCCACGCUUACCAGAGUGGCUUGCAGCACAACAUCCAACGGAGAAUUCAAAUUGCACCUGAAAAAGAACAUGCAAUGGAACACCCGUGGCGAUCGCUUCAGCAUUCCCAAACCUGUGCAUGGAAGCGCGAACGGAAGAGUCCAAGGUGGAGGUAAAGGACACUGGGGCAACGAUCUGAUUCUUGCAGAGGAUCAGAAGGAAUAUACCAGACAUAAUGAGGCUGAGAAAAGAAGGAAGGAGAGAGACUUGAUGGACGAGGAUUAUCUGCCUAGCAUCUUGACUGGAGACCGCAACAGCAGAGCUGGUGGCAGGAUGAAGGUUGGUGGUGGUCGCAAUGUCAACUCAAGAAAGCGAUAG